CACACCCUGUUUCUCUCAUAACACAUCCCCUCUUUUUGCCCUAAUAAUAAUCACUCUCUUUUUUCCGCCCCAAUCAAAAAUCGCCUCCAUCCACCCAUCACAACCACCGCCGGAAAAUGGAUCCACAGGUUCAACAAGCACAGCUCGCCGCAAUACUCGGACCGGAUCCGUCCCCAUUCGAAACCCUAAUUUCACACCUGAUGGCUUCAUCAAACGAGCAGCGCUCUCAAGCCGAACUUAUCUUCAAUCUCUGCAAACAAACCGAUCCAAACACGCUGUUUCUGAAACUAGGUCAGUUAUUGCAGCUUUCGCCGCACAUGGAAGCACGUGCCAUGUCAGCAAUCCUGUUGCGAAAACAGUUGACUCAGGACGAUUCAUUGAUUUGGAACAGGUUAUCUGUAACUACUCAAUCUUCACUUAAAUCUAUUUUAUUGAAUUGUGUUCAGAAUGAAGAAGCUAAAACUAUUAUGAAAAAGUUGUGUGAUACGAUUUCGGAACUUGCUUCGACUAUUUUGCCCGAUAACGGUUGGCCCGAGCUCUUGCCGUUUAUGUUUCAAUGUGUUUCCAGUGAUAAUGUUAAGUUGCAGGAGUCUGCUUUUUUGAUAUUUGCUCAGUUGUCGCAGUAUAUUGGGGAAAGUUUAAUUCCGCAUAUUAAGCAUUUGCACGGAGUGUUUUUGCAGUGUUUGACUAGUUCAGGUAGUGCCGAUGUUAGGAUUGCGGCGUUGAGUGCGGUUAUUAAUUUUAUUCAGUGUUUGAGUACGAGUGAUAGGGAUAGGUUUCAGGAUUUGUUACCAGCUAUGAUGACUACGUUGACGGAGGCUUUGAAUGGUGGACAAGAAGCUACUGCGCAAGAAGCGUUGGAGUUGUUGAUUGAGUUGGCUGGGACAGAGCCGAGGUUUCUGAGAAGGCAAUUGGUGGAAGUGGUUGGGUCUAUGUUGCAGAUUGCUGAGGCGGAGACUUUGGAAGAAGGGACCAGGCAUUUGGCGAUUGAGUUUGUCAUUACAUUGGCGGAAGCUAGGGAGAGGGCGCCUGGUAUGAUGAGGAAGUUGCCGCAGUUUAUUAGUAGGUUGUUUGGGAUUUUGUUGAGGAUGUUAUUGGAUAUUGAGGAUGAGGCAGCUUGGCAUACUGCGGAGAAUGAGGAUGAGGAUGCUGGUGAGUCUAGUAAUUAUAGUGUCGGUCAGGAGUGUUUGGAUCGGUUGGCUAUUGCUUUAGGUGGGAAUACUAUUGUACCCGUUGCUUCUGAACAGUUGCCUGCUUACUUGGCUGCACCUGAGUGGCAGAAACAUCAUGCUGCGCUUAUUGCUCUUGCACAAAUUGCCGAGGGAUGCUCAAAGGUGAUGAUCAAGAAUUUGGAGCAAGUGGUAUCUAUGGUUCUGAAUUCUUUCCAAGAUCCUCACCCACGUGUGAGAUGGGCUGCAAUUAAUGCAAUCGGGCAAUUGGCUACAGAUUUAGGCCCGGACUUACAACUUCAGUACCACCAAAGAGUGCUACCUGCUUUAGCUUCUGCUAUGGAUGACUUCCAUAACCCGAGAGUCCAGGCACAUGCUGCUUCCGCUGUGUUAAAUUUCAGCGAGAACUGCACCCCGGAUAUCUUGACGCCAUAUUUGGAUGGUAUAGUGAGCAAACUUCUUGUAUUGUUACAGAACGGUAAACAAAUGGUACAAGAAGGGGCCUUGACUGCUCUGGCAUCAGUUGCAGAUUCGUCGCAAGAACACUUCCAAAAGUAUUAUGAUGCGGUUAUGCCCUAUUUGAAAGCUAUAUUGGUGAAUGCAAAUGAUAAGGCUAAUCGUAUGCUUCGAGCCAAAGCCAUGGAAUGCAUUAGUUUGGUUGGAAUGGCUGUUGGGAAGGAAAAGUUUAGAGACGAUGCUAAGCAGGUGAUGGAAGUGCUCAUGUCCUUGCAAGGAUCACAAAUGGAGACUGAUGAUCCCACCACCAGUUACAUGCUUCAAGCGUGGGCCAGACUAUGCAAGUGCUUGGGACAGGAUUUCUUACCGUAUAUGAGUGUUGUUAUGCCUCCCUUGCUUCAGUCUGCCCAGCUCAAACCUGAUGUAAUCAUUACCUCAGCAGAUUCAGAUAAUGACAUUGAUGAAUCUGAUGAUGAAAGUAUGGAGACCAUCACACUUGGUGAUAAAAGAAUAGGGAUCAAGACUAGUGUUCUUGAGGAGAAAGCCACCGCUUGCAACAUGUUGUGCUGUUAUGCCGAUGAGUUGAAGGAGGGAUUUUAUCCAUGGAUUGACCAGGUUGCCCCAACCCUGGUGCCACUGCUUAAAUUUUAUUUCCAUGAAGAAGUUAGGAAAGCGGCUGUUUCAGCCAUGCCGGAGUUGUUGCGUUCGGCCAAAUUGGCCAUAGAGAAAGGGCUUGCUCAAGGUCGUAAUGAAUCUUAUAUAAAACAACUGUCUGAUUACAUAGUUCCCGCAUUAGUAGAAGCUCUACAUAAGGAACCUGAUACAGAAAUCUGUGCAAGUAUGCUGGAUGCUUUGAAUGAAUGUAUACAGGUGUCUGGGCCACUUUUAGAUGAAAACCAGGUCAGAAGCAUUGUGGAUGAGAUAAAGCAGGUAAUUACAGCAAGUUCAAGUAGAAAAACAGAAAGGGCCGAAAGGACCAAAGCUGAAGACUUUGAUGCCGAGGAAGGAGAAUUGCUUAAAGAGGAAAAUGAACAAGAAGAAGAAGUCUUUGACCAAAUCGGUGAAAUCUUGGGAACACUGAUCAAAACAUUUAAAGCUUCCUUCUUGCCUUUCUUUGACGAGAUGUCAUCCUAUUUGAUGCCUAUGUGGGGCAAGGACAAAACAGCUGAAGAAAGAAGGAUUGCGAUUUGCAUCUUUGAUGAUGUUGCAGAGCAGUGUCGUGAAGCAGCUCUAAAGUAUUAUGAUACAUAUCUUCCUUUUCUUCUAGAAGCAUGCAAUGAUGAGAAUCCUGAUGUCCGACAGGCCGCUGUAUAUGGACUUGGAGUUUGUGCAGAGUAUGGUGGAACUGUUAUAAAACCACUUGUAGGAGAGGCUCUUUCAAGGCUAAAUGUUGUAAUACGACACCCUAAUGCCCUCCAGACUGAAAAUGUAAUGGCCUAUGAUAAUGCUGUUUCUGCUUUGGGGAAAAUAUGCCAGUUUCAUCGUGAUAGUAUCGAUUCUGCUCAGAUUAUUCCUGCAUGGCUAAGCUGUUUGCCAAUAAAAGGAGAUCUUAUCGAGGCUAAAGCUGUUCAUGAGCUGCUUUGUUCAAUGGUUGAAAGGUCAGACAUGGAACUUCUGGGUCCUAACAACCAGAAUAUCCCAAAAAUUGUUUCUGUAUUUGCAGAGAUUCUUUGUGCCGGCAAGGACCUUGCCACAGACCAAACAAUUAACCGAAUAGUCAACCUUUUGAGACAACUCCAACAGACACUGCCUGCUGCUACCUUUGCUUCAACAUAUGCAACCUUGCUACCUCAGCAGCAACUCGCCAUACAAACCGCCCUUACAUCGUAGCAUCAUCACCCAUCAUUUGUAUACACAAGAUGUUUCUACAAAGUUCUGCUACUUGUCAUUCUGGAAACUGCGUCGGUUUUAUGUGUCACCCAUUCUUUGCGCCAUAAGAUGUUUCUGCCAUUGAGUAUUUCAGCAUGAUGUCAUGCAACAACCCCGGAUGGGUUGUUUGGUUGAGUGUGAACAAGACGGGAAGAAAAGUUGCAUAUUUGAUAUUUGCUAUGUAUAUUGUACAACUAUUUUAGAUGUUGGUCAUCUAUGGUUGUAAGGUUUUUUGGGUCGCCAAGAGUUGUAUCAUUAAAGCAACUCUGAUUGGAGUUUUGGGUCAUUUUUCAUUACUUGGAUUGACAAAAUGUGACAUAAAUCCGUCUUUUGGACUUUUGGCUGUUU
Molecule: messenger RNA, 3842 nt
Organism: Erigeron canadensis
Lineage: Eukaryota; Viridiplantae; Streptophyta; Magnoliopsida; Asterales; Asteraceae
Product: importin-5
Exons: 20
Coding region: 117-3455 (1112 amino acids)
Biological process (GO): protein import into nucleus
Cellular component (GO): nucleus; cytoplasm
Molecular function (GO): protein binding; nuclear import signal receptor activity
Source: RefSeq, a predicted model, not a curated record